ACAUUUUUGCAUAUGCGCAUCAUUUUUUUUUAAAUAAGCGAAUAUAACGAAUAUGUGAAUUUCGCGAAUAUAUGACAAAUAUUCUAGUGGGCCAGUUGAAGCAUUUACUGAGAAACGGCACCAUAGCCCCAUCAUACAUCCCCCGUCUACUGUCCACCCGUGUCCUGCACUGUAUGUAUUCCCUAUGUUGUCUUGAAUAAAGAAGGAUUGAAGAUACGCAUGUGUGUUUUAUGGGGUCCCGUCAUGUUCCUGCUCGCACAGUUCUGUUUGAGAGAGAGAAGAAUGGUGUGACAUAUCGUGUACCGGCACUCCUCUACAUUCCACGUUGGCUGACUCUGUUGGCAUUCGCAGAAGAGAGGUUGAGCCCUGACGAUGCCCAUGCAAACCUUCUAGUAUUGCGUCGUGGCAUACUUUAUCACAGCUACGUAGAGUGGGAGGAUAUGUUUGCUGUGGAGAAAGCCCAUUUGCCAGGACACCGCUCAAUGAACCCUUGUCCGAUCUAUGAUGACUUCACAGGACAGAUCUUCCUUUUCUUCAUUGCUGUCCAGGGCAGGACAACAGAAUCUUACCAGAUCAUCACAGGCCAAAAUUUAGCAAAAUUGUGUUAUGUAACAAGCUCGGACCAAGGCAGGACAUGGAGUGAUGUCACAGAUUUGACCCAGAAGGUCAUCGGAGAGUCACUAAAAGAGUGGGCUACCUUUGCUUUGGGACCAGGACAUGGUAUCCAGCUAAAAUCUGGUCGUCUUCUUUUACCUGCUUACACCUAUCACAUAGAUUGUAGAAACUGUUUUGGGAAACUCUGUCGUACUACGCCAAGAGCGUUUGCCUUCCACAGCGAUGACCAUGGGAAGACCUGGACAUUUGGAGACCUAGUUCCAAACCUACAAACAGUAGAAUGCCAGUUGGUGUCAGUGGAUGAAGAAGAUGGCAGCAAUGUCUUGUAUUGCAAUGCCAGAAGCUCUUUAGGGUUCAGAGUGCAAGCUCUGAGUUAUGAUGGUGGUGUUGUCUUCCAAGAAGGGCAACUGGUGGAGAAACUGGUUGAGACACCUAAUGGAUGCCAUGGGAGUGUCAUUGGUUUUCCUGCUCCAUUAAAAAAAAAUUCGAGACUUAAUACUCAAAAUAUACUGUUACAGAAGCCUAUGAAUGCGAUCAGUGUAGCUAAGACAUCGAAUAUAGUAACUAAGAGAGUAUAUCGGUUACUUCAGAAAGGUGAAAGCAGUAAAGAAAAGUAUGAAGUAAAUAGACAGAACAAUAUCUGUAAAGUGAUGGUUCACAAACAGACAAAAGGGAAGGCAAUUGUCACGGGCAGCGAUAACAGGAAACAAGCAUCAUCCGAUCCAACGGAUAUACAAGUGCAAAAAAGGUUUUUAAAGACUGACUACCAAUUCCAGCUGCCUACUUGGGUUCUGUACUCCCAUCCAACUUGUGCCCAGAGGCGUAUGAAUUUGGGCAUUUACCUCAGUCCGUACCCUAAAGAUGCUGAUAGCUGGACCAACCCUUGGAUUAUCUAUGAAGGACCCAGUGCCUACUCUGAUCUAACGUAUAUAGAGCUACAGUCUGGAGAACUUGGAGCUAUGGCGUCUGCACCCUUAGUUGUCUUUGGUUGUCUUUAUGAAAAUGGUAUAACAUCUCCCUAUGAACAGAUAUCAUUCAGCAUGUUCACGUUAUAUGAAGUCAUCCAGAACCUGCCCUUUAACCCUGCCCUUCCCCUUCCAUCCAUGAUGGUAUAAGAGGAAUAUGUUUGCCACCUUAAAAGGCUAUUACUUUUAUAAAGGGAAAGUAUUACCUGUCCAGUGCUUUUCAUUGUUUCCAAGUCAAGUAUCCCCUACUGAAAUACAUUAGAUCAAAGAUCCCCCCGAAGCUAUGACUAUACACUGUGCGGCGUAAAAGCACAUCCAUUUGCGUAAAAUGCACAGGUUCUUAUAAGAGGCACAAUCUCACAGCUAAGCCCUGGAUCUUUUUUGAAAAAGUGGCAUAGACAGCACAAAAAGGAAAAAAGUUGCAAAUAUUUGUACAAAACAUGGCAAGAAAUCUGCAACUUUUAUCUACCAGAAAACUGGGGUAAAAAGUUGACAAAUUCCCCUUACAGCAUGAACACUCUCAACAUAUAUAUAAAUCACAAUUUGACAACCUAAGAGUCUAUUCACAUGGCAG
Hyla sarda is the source of this 2154-nucleotide messenger RNA. RefSeq names its product sialidase-4-like. NCBI's taxonomy places the organism in Eukaryota, Metazoa, Chordata, Amphibia, Anura, Hylidae. The record is from RefSeq and is a predicted model, not a curated record. Gene Ontology annotation, cellular component: cytoplasm; lysosome; membrane. The coding region runs from base 231 to 1730 and encodes 499 amino acids. Gene Ontology annotation, biological process: ganglioside catabolic process; oligosaccharide catabolic process. Gene Ontology annotation, molecular function: exo-alpha-sialidase activity. The transcript is spliced from 4 exons.